AUGGCGCAUCAGCAGCCGCCAUACUUCGCGCCGCCCUCCAAGCGCCAGCACCAAACAAGGCCUGUUUCACCAUCCCACAGCGCCCGCUGCUCCCUACCACUCCCUGGGCCCUCUGUUGACACAGCUGGGAAUGCAAUUCCUCGCCCCAAACCCCUUGUAUUGGCAAACCCUAACCAAUUUACCAAUGAGGAUGUCCGGACCUGCGAUGAAGCGAUCGCUUUCAUACUUCCACCCCCCCCCCCCAAAGCGCCGAGCCCUGCCUUACACCCCUUUGUCCUGCUCCAUUCACAAUGCGCUUUUGCAUUGUUUCAGGUUCUAUUCUAUUCUAUUCUAUUCAUAGCUCGCCUGAUGAUCCCUGUGUCUCCGUUGUUCGCGCUCUUUGUUGUUUGGGACGGGUCGGGGACAGGCGCUGCCUGA
Molecule: messenger RNA, 417 nt
Organism: Penicillium lagena
Lineage: Eukaryota; Fungi; Ascomycota; Eurotiomycetes; Eurotiales; Aspergillaceae
Exons: 1
Coding region: 1-417 (138 amino acids)
Source: RefSeq, a predicted model, not a curated record